UUAUAAGGUCUUAGGUUCGUCCUCAUAUAUUUAAUGUUCCACACAUUCGAAACAGGUCUAGCUCUUAUUCACCUUAGACAUCGUGUGGCAAUCUAUACUUGCUUUCGUUUAGAGUCUGGCCUUGUUAGCUUUCAUACGCUCCCAACGUCGAUACAACGGUCGCUACAAUUGUUCUUUGUGAUCGGUAGUUACUGGUUACGUAUAAACUGUUGUCCAUUUCUUUCAUUUCACAAAUUCUACAGUAAACUGACGUCUAGACUAUGUAAAAUUAGCCCCAAUACCAACCUUGCAACGCUUUACCCCUUUACGUAAGUUGCUCUUGAGUGCCUAGACCAUUGGCAUUCUAGUCAAGACCCUGUGGUCGAGUUUAGUAAUGGAAGCACGCUAGAGGUCGUUCCUAACAAAUGGUGAAAAAGUAGUCGGGAGUGGCUUUAGAUCCUGCCGCAUGUAUGCGGAAGUGAUUAAAUUGGUAUUUGAUAAAUUUAUGCUAUAGAAUUCGCAUAAGAGUAUAGAAUUUACAUUGUAAGCUACCGCCGUCUGUUAUUUGGCCCUUCUACUACAUCGUUGUUCCGUCGCAGAUACAAGUAGUGAUGAUUGUGGCGGACUAUGGUGUUCUAGAUUAGUGGUUGCUGCGACAACGACAAUGCCGUUCUAGAACAGCAUCUUGAACAUUACUUCUUCAGGACGACAACAAUAUCAACGUCGAAUCUAUGCGAUGGCGUCCAAACAAGUCAGCUUCACGGCCUCCAGAUCCGCCGGAUCAUACACGAGUCUUCGCCAAAAACUUCGGGCAAUGAGGUGUCAAUCCGCUGUGUCCUCGGCUCGGAGACCGAAGAAGGGCGAGGAGCCGACAAUCGCCUUCGUCCUUGACGACCAUCUACAGGAGCUGCAAGCAGGCGCACAGAGCUUUUGGAAAGAGGACUUCUUCCGGGACGCGUGUGUGAUUGUAGAAGACAAGAGUUUCUUGGCGCACAGGUUGGUUUUGGCGGCGUAUAGUACCUACUUCCGUGAUAUCUUCAUGAUGGACCAUGAACCGAAUGACGACGGCAUGUUCGAGAUCUCUCUGUCUGGUGUCCAGGCCAAAGUGGCGGACAACGUGAUACAGUCCAUGUACACGUCCAAGCUCAACCUCAGUAGCACCAACGUGUUCGACGUUUUGGAGCUGGCCGAUGGUUUGAAGUACACAGUAGCCGUACAGGCCUGUACCAAGUACUUGAAAGAGAAUUUGAACAAGGAGAACUGCCUGAGAACCAUGUCCUUGGCUAUCAGUUAUCACCUGGAUGACUUGAAAGAGGAUUCAGGAAAGUUUGCUGCAGCCCGAUUUGAGGAGGUAAAGCACACGGCAGGGUUCAUGGCUCUGGAGUGGUUCACACUGCGUGACUUCAUCGCCAGAGACGACCUGCGCGCCACACGAGAACUGCAGGUGUUCCAGGCGGUGGUGGCCUGGCUACAGAAGGACAAGACCAAACGGCAAAAAUGGGCGGUCCGUCUGAUGGAGAACGUGCGCUUCCCUCUCAUGACACCUAACGAGGUGGUGGACAGCGUAGAGUCCGUGGGCUUUCUCAUGUCUGUUCCGGAGUUCCAGGACCUGGUGAAGGAGGCAACGCACUACCACCUGACUCCCUUACGGCAGAGCAUUCUCCAGUCACCGAGGACAAACCCGCGGUCGUCCGUUCGACUGCCAGCGGUCCUCGGCAUCGGCGGUACCGGAAAUAACGGCGGGUCCAUCAUGUGUUUCACUCCGGCGAGUGGAAAGUGGAGGACUUUCACCAAGAUGGACACAGUGCCAAGACAUCACCACGCUGUUGCCGUUCUGGGAGGCUUUGUGUACAUUGUUGGUGGAGAAGAGAUGGGGAGAAGCAAGUCUGUCCUGCGCACGGCAUGUCGGUACGACCCCCGUACCGGGGAAUGGUUAACCGUAGCCAGCAUGAACAGGUGCAGACUGAGCUUCCAGAUAGGUGUGCUGGACGACUUCCUUUACGCAGUAGGUGGUAGAGUUAGUAACGAGGAGAGCCUGUGUAACGUGGAGCGGUACAACCCUCAGGUAGACCGGUGGGAGGACGUGGCUUCCAUCAGUACCCCGCGGAGACUGGUUGCCGUGGCAACUCACAACCAUCGCCUGUACGCCAUGGGCGGGUCAAGUCACAACAGAAUCUCCAACAAGUUAGAACGGUACAACCACGUCAACAACCACUGGGAACAGAAGCGCCCCCUACUCACCUGCCGCUUCUCAGCAUCACUGCACCCUGUGGGCGGCCGGCUGUACCUGGUGGGAGGUAUGACUGUGGUUAAUGGUCAUUCUAUGGCGGGGAUGAAGGUAGUGGACAGCUACAACCCCAACCUGGACCAGUGGACGAGACUGGCCCCCAUGUCUGUACCCCGGGGUGAGGCCGGUUGUGCUACGCUGGACGGGAAGAUAUACGUUGUCGGUGGUUACGACUGGAGCGCCAACAAGUACCUAGACCAGGUGGAAUGUUACGAUGUACAAACAGACGAGUGGAGCGCGGUUGCGUCAUAUCCUAACCGGGGCGCUGGCAUAGCCUGCUGCUCCACCAUCCUCCUCAGGCUGCCCGAGGGUAGUGAUGAGUCCGACGGAACGUCCAUAGCCAGCACCGCCGCCACGGUGCCCAGCACCACCGGUACGGCACCCAGCACCGCCGACACAGUAAAUCCGGUAGGACGGUCUGUAGAGGAUUCUCACAUGUCUCCAUCCAAGGCGCGCGAGUCCUUGAGAAGCGCAGCCGUUUCAAGAAGUCGUCGAGAGCUCGAGGCCGAGGCGAGAGGGAAACUGAAAAGACUCUCUUCUAAACACAAAAUGGAGGAGGAAGCAGGAAACUGUACAGAGGAGGGGGAGGUCAGGAAAAAUAGUAGUUUAGCACAGAUAGCGGCAAAAUCAAACAGCUUAUCAGCAAUUACAGAAAGGGUAGGGGAAUAAAAACAUCUCAUCAUUCAUGUAGUACGUAAACUUUCUUAAAGGUAUACAUUUGUGUCCAGAUAUUAGAAUGUGUUACGGACAAAACGACACAAGAUACGAAUCUUAUUUAUCCAUGUCUACAUACUCAAAGUUAUGUCUACGUUGUGCAUUGUCAUUGUCAAGUAGCGUUGUAUAUGAUCACAAAGGGCGACAAAGAAGGAUACAAUCAAUCUAGUUUCUCCGCUCUUUUUAUCAUAACACGAAUUUAGAUUUGUCGAUACAUGUACAUGUACAUUUUGCAUAUAAAUCUUACAUAAAAUGCAGGGUAUCAUUCCGCGGACGUUACUGUUGCUGACACUUAAAGCGAAUGCCAUGGACACUUAUUUAUUCGUAUCAAUCUCUUUGUUCAAUACAAUGUCAGCUAGAUUUGAUCGAGGCUGACGCAAUGG
Messenger RNA from Branchiostoma floridae (Florida lancelet), 3363 nucleotides. RefSeq names its product kelch-like protein 9. NCBI's taxonomy places the organism in Eukaryota, Metazoa, Chordata, Leptocardii, Amphioxiformes, Branchiostomatidae. The record is from RefSeq and is a predicted model, not a curated record. The transcript has 6 exons. Bases 716 to 2935 code for a protein of 739 amino acids. Gene Ontology annotation, molecular function: protein binding.